Molecule: messenger RNA, 2946 nt
Organism: Jatropha curcas
Lineage: Eukaryota; Viridiplantae; Streptophyta; Magnoliopsida; Malpighiales; Euphorbiaceae
Product: phytyl ester synthase 1, chloroplastic
Cellular component (GO): membrane
Source: RefSeq, a predicted model, not a curated record
UAUCACUAUCAUAAUCAUAAUUAGCUUCUAUUUCAUUGUGACGCAUAAGGACUAGAAAUAACUGUUCUAGAAGGAAUUCUCUUCGUUCUGCUUUCUGGGUCUGUUUCAAGUUUUGCUUUUUUUGGUUGUUACUCCUUCUUAAAAUAUAAGCAAGAGGAUAAAAAGGGUCUUGGAUCAUUGAGUCAUUCUAAGUGUUUUCUACUGUUGUUUGGUACUUGGAAGAGGUUCUAAUUUGUUUAGUUGGUGAAUGUUCAAGAAGGGUCCAAAAGUUACAGAUAAAAGGGUGGUGGGAAUGUUCAAGUUAUAGUGUUUAAGAAUGCAGUGAGUUGCCUGGUGUAUUAGGCCAUACAACUCUUUCAAGUGCUAAUAGAACUUGGAAAGGUCCUGAGUUUCUGACUUGCAGCUUGCCUGGUGCUUGAAAAAAGUCCUCAUUUGUUCAAUACUGAAUCUAGGAAAAUGGUUAUCAGUUAGGUGCUUGUGUUCUCUUUGCGUUUUGGUUAAUCUGAAGCCGUUUCAAGUGCAAGUACUUAAUAAUCGCUUUAUCCUUGAAAGUAGUUCUAAGCUGUUCGUUUAGGAACUUAUAAACGGUGAUAACUGCCUGCCAUUAUGCAAACCAUGGCAUCAGUUUUUUCUUUCCGGACAUCACCUUAUUUUCUGAUAAAUUCAGAUAUUAAGCCCCAGGUUCGAGUGAGAGUUCAGAGUUUGGAUAGUAGUGAUUCAACAAUGCUGUCAUCUGAUUCAGUGGUAGUGAAUGGAAGUUCUUUUAUUGAACAGAAAGAGAAGAAUGGAUCUCUUAUUGGCGGAGGCACAGAGAAAGAGGAAGGUAGGGCUUUGAUUGAUGGAGGAAAUGGGAGACUGAAGACUAGAGUUGAGAAAAAAUGGGUCAAAGAUGUUACAAAAGAUUUGGAAGUGUUGUGGGAUGAUGGAUAUGGGACCAACACAGUGAAGGAUUAUCUUGGUGUAGCCAAGGAGAUGAUUAGGCCUGAUGGAGGGCCACCUCGUUGGUUUUGCCCUGUUGAAUGUGGGCAACCUUUAGAAGAUUCUCCAACUCUUCUGUUUUUACCAGGGAUGGAUGGUGUUGGCUUGGGACUUACUUUGCACCAUAAAGCUCUUGGGAAGGCGUUCGAGGUUAGAUGCCUUCAUAUUCCAGUAUAUGACAGAACACCAUUUGAAGGAUUGGUGAAAUUUGUUGAAGAAACUGUGAGGAUUGAGCAUACUUCAUCACCAACAAAGCCAAUUUAUCUAGUGGGGGAUUCUUUUGGUGGAUGUCUAGCACUUGCUCUUGCUGCCCGUAAUCCUAAAAUUGACCUUGUGUUGAUACUUUCCAAUCCAGCUACAUCAUUUGGCCGGUCACAGCUACAACCGUUGUUUCCCCUCUUGGAGGCUUUGCCUGAUGGAUUACAUGAUGUAGUCCCCUAUCUUCUUAGCGUGGUUAUGGGUGAUCCAAUGAAGAUGGCGAUGGUUGAUGUUGAAUAUAAACUUCCUGCCAGAUCAAAAAUUGAACGACUAUCUGGCAAUCUUACUGCUUUGCUGCCACUUCUUUCUGGUUUGGCUGACAUCAUCCCGAAAGAUACUCUUCUUUGGAAGUUGAAACUGCUCAAAUCAGCUUCUUCUUAUGCCAAUUCACGUCUUCAUGCUGUAAAAGCUGAAGUACUAGUGCUUUCUAGUGGCAAGGAUUAUAUGCUACCCAGUGGUGAUGAAGCUAAGCGUCUUAAGAGUUCAUUACAGAAUUGCACAGUUCGUCACUUCAAAGACAAUGGGCAUACACUUCUACUGGAAGAUGGGAUUAGUUUGCUUACUAUUAUUAAAGGCACUGGCAAAUACCGUCGUUCAAGGAGGCUUGAUUUUGUCUCCGACUUUCUACCACCUAGCAUGUCAGAAUUCAAAUCUGGCUUUGAUGAAGUAGUUGGGAAUUUGCGCUUUGCUACUGGUUCUGCUAUGUUCUCAACUCUGGAUGACGGAAGGAUAGUGAGAGGUCUUUCUGGAGUUCCGGAUAAAGGUCCUGUCUUAUUAGUUGGUUACCACAUGCUGAUGGGAUUUGAACUUUAUUCCCUUGCUGAAGAAUUUUUGAGAGAGAAGAAUAUUUUAGUGCGUGGUCUAGCACAUCCAACACUUUUUAACGGGGGGCUUGAGAAUUCAUCUAAUGAAUUUUCUUUAUCUGAUUGGAUGAGAGUAAUGGGUGCAGUACCUGUCACAGCAAGCAAUCUUUUCAAAUUGCUUUCAGCACAAUCGCAUGUGCUUCUUUAUCCAGGAGGUGCGCGGGAGGCUCUGCACUACAAAGGUGAAGAGUAUCAGUUAUUUUGGCCUGUUCAGCAAGAAUUUGUGAGAAUGGCUGCAAGGUUUGGGGCUACAAUUGUACCAUUUGGUUCUGUUGGAGAAGAUGACAUAGCAGAAUUGGUCCUUGAUUACCGUGAUCUAAUGAAAAUCCCUGUGGUAAAUGACUACAUUAGAGAGAUUACCCGAACUGCUCCAAGAAUCAGGGAUGAGAUUCAAGGAGAGGUUGCCAACCAAGAACUAUUUCUUCCGGGGCUUUUGCCUAAACUACCUGGUCGCUUUUAUUUUCUUUUCGGCAAGCCCAUUGAAACAAAGGGAAAGGAAGAGCAGUUGAAAAACAAAAGUUAUGCAAAUGAGAUGUACUUGCAGGUAAAAUCCGAAGUUAGACGCAAUAUAGACUACCUAUUGAAGAAGCGAGAGGAAGAUCCUUAUAGAAAUAUCAUUGAUAGAACUCUACAUCGUGCAGUAUACUCUCCUUUGGAUAAAGUACCGGCAUUUGAUCCCUAAAAGAUGUAUAGACAAUGCAGUAGUUAAUUUUAAAACUUCUAUACAGUUAUUGAUUCACUGAAAGUCAGUGUACCAGAGAAAGCACAUGUAAUGAAAACCGUGGUGCCUCUGGAAUCAGCUAUAUAUGAAAAGAAGUUUUCGAGCUUUUAACAAGCACUUUAAACA